This is a messenger RNA of Chara braunii, 2160 nucleotides long. The record is from the annotation of a GenBank genome assembly. Lineage: Eukaryota; Viridiplantae; Streptophyta; Charophyceae; Charales; Characeae.
GGUAUCUGUGACCGUGGCACAAAGGGACCGUUGCCAUGACCUGACCUGGCAGAUGGUGGCUAUUACUUUGCAAUGACCUGCUGGAUGCGGAAGAUUUUCUCCGAUGACUGGCCAGACGGUGGUGGCGGUUACUUGGCAAACACCUGGCAGCGGACUAAUAGUUCAUCGCCAUGACCUGGCAGAUCGAAGGGUGCACUUUGAGAUGACCCGGCAGAUCGAAGGGUGUACUUUGAGAUGGAUGACCAGGCAGAUGUGGUGGCCACUUUGCGAUGACCUGGUAGAUGGCGACACCUGCCAGCAGAGAAACAAUCUCAUCAGCAUGACCUGGCAGGCGGCGGUGGUUACGUUGCAGUUACGUGGCAGGCAGCAGGGGUUACACUGCGCUUACGUGGCAGGCGGUGGUGGUUACGUUGCGCUGAUGCGGCAGGCGUCGGGGGUUACGUUGCGCUUACGUGGCAGGCGGCGGGGAUUACGUUGCGGUUACCCGGCGGCAGGCGACGGUGGUUACUUUGCAGUUACCUGGCAGUUGUGCUAAUUAACUUUGUGAUGAUCUGGCAUUUAGUGCUGGUUACGUUGCGAUGACCUGUGUCGGCACAUAAGGAGGUCACCUGCACAGUGCAUGGGUACGGAGGCGGGAGGGGCAGGUCUGACUGGCUGCUAUUCUAAACUGCUGAAUUCUUCAAUCGGUCGCUGCUUUGCCACGUAGUUUGGAGGUGUCCGCGACUUGCGGACGCGGAACGGAGUCAAGGAGGGAAGGUGUUGUAGAGCUUUCGUGAAGAAAUUUGAGCCAUUGCUGGGGUGGAGAUUGUGUACUGCGUACUUCGCUUCAGCGGAAGACCUGGAAGCAAGUGCUUCUGCACUCAUGUUGCAGGCCAGCAGCGAUUGUGUCCAUCAGCCCCAGCGCAGUGUCAGCAGUUCUCGGCCUCUUCUGUGCCCGCCAAACACAGUUUUUGACGGGGUCACUCGUAGUGCGUACACGAGUACCCCGUGGCGAGAAGGGUGCAUGUGGCAGAUGUUGACGGGGUCACUCGUAGCCAAUCAUAGUUCAGUCAGAUCGUGUAAAUGACUGACGAGGACGAGUUUUCGGAAGGUGUUCGCUCUGUGUGGCUGCUGAGGUGUCCAUUUGCACAGCUGAUGCCUAUGCAGCAGAGGGGUCUUUCUUGUGCUAGCAACUUAACAGGGGCACCCUUGUUUAAUUGAACGCGGGCCGAGUAUUUGAGUCCGGAUUUUAGUCUGAGGCCGCCGUAACUCACAUGAUAACUUUUUCAACUGAGGUCCGGACAAGAUUACAGUCACAUGCAUCGAGGUCGGGCCGUAAAUUCCCGUAAUUGCAGUCAGAUACAUUUAGGAAAGUGUGAUUGCGAAAAAGCCUAUCUGAGUAUCGAAAGGUGGAUACAGUUUGGGGAACGGACCGUGUCAGAGCUAGCUGCUGUACGUCAGCAAAACAGAAUAAUCAGAUAGUAGGCUGCCAUCUGUGUGAAAAGGCCUAUCAAUCAGUCUGUUUUGCUGGCUGACCUUUUUUUUUUUUCACAAGCAGUGGCCGCUGUGACAUUGUCUUUUGCACGAGCUUGCCUUCGUUCAGAUGAAGGGAACGUUAAUGGAAGGGCGAACCUUUUCACCGCUUGUGACUCCUUCAAUCUCCUCUGACAGUACAUUGGGGUUCCCAUUUCAUUGAUCGAGGUACGGGAGGGGGGGGGGAGGAGGAGGUGGGAGGAACUUUGACGUGCCUCCUGAAAUUCGCCAACGUUUUUGCUUCUCGUGCCUGCUCGAAUGUGCUCGAGAGUGAGAAACCUGGUUGCAACCGAUGCGGUGCAUUGCAUUUCAAGGUAUGGAGGGGGAAGGGGACGGGAGGCGGCAGGAGAUGGUCAUUAUGUCACGCCAGCAAUACAUCUAUCUAUCAAUCUAGAGUGUUGGGAUAUGGAGAGAAAGGAAGAGCGGAUGCGAGGAUGUGAGGAUAGGGUCAGACAUUCUUUAUAUUUCCACCCCACCCCUGUUGGGAUGGUGGCAAUUUGCGGAGAUGAUGGGGGGUGAUGGGGGGGGAACAUGGGCAGACAAAGUUUUUGACAUGGAUUAAUGUUCUGCCUUCAAUUUUAACAAUUCUCGGGUACGUCACCUCUGCCUUUUUUUUUUUUUUUUUGACAGUAAAGAUUAACAAAAGUG